UUAUCACUACAUUAUGCAAGAGUUGCUCCUCCUAUUAAGUUAGUAAUAAAACACGGUGCAAAUCUACAAUAUUAGUUAUGCACAAACAGAAGGACAUGGAGAAGUUUUUAUUUCUUAGCCUGCUGGUUUGGGCUGGAGCAUAUGGUCAAAGCAGCAAAGGUUCAAACUUGUUGGAAGAGUGUCUUAAGGAUCCGGAGUAUGAAGAAAUGAUGGAUAUUGCCAUACGUGGAUUGCCUUCUGUCCCAAAAUCUAAUCAGAAACACGUUGUAAUUGUUGGUGCCGGGAUGUCGGGAUUAUCAGCGGCCAAAGUAUUACAGGAUGCCGGUCACAGAGUGACAGUGCUGGAGGCCAGUAACCGCAUAGGAGGUCGUGUACUGACCUAUAGAGAUCCAGAGGGCUGGUAUGGAGAACUGGGACCCAUGCGUAUUCCUCCGUCUCACAGGCUUAUACGGGAAUUCAUUCGUCAGCAUCAAUUGCAGAUGAACCCUUUUAUCAUGUCUAAUGACAACAGUGUAUACUUGUUCAAUAACAAAAGACAACUGCAAAAGGAUGUUACUAAGAUGUCAAACCUGUUUGGGUUUGCAUUGAGCCCUGAGGAAGAAGGAAUAUCCCCUGAUGAUCUAUAUUCUAAUUUAGCAAACAAGUUUGUAAGACACAUUGCUGGAGAAAACUGCUCUGGAAUAUUGGACUCACUUGACAAAGUUUCUGUUCAGUCAAUCAUGGCGGAUGAAGGACAUUUAAGUGCUGGUGCUAUAAAGAUGCUUGGAAACUUGAUGAAUACUAAUAGUCAGCCCUACGUCUCAUUUAUGGAAGCAGUUCUGGAUAUGUAUAUUUUUAAAACCCCAAGGUUAGAUGAGAUCACUGGAGGCUUCGAUCAAUUGCCCUUGGCCUUGGCCAAAUAUUUGGGAAAUGUGAUCAGAUUGAAAUCCACUGUAGUUAAAGUCAGGAGGAAUGAAAAAUCAGUGAUCGUCUACUACCGUAAAGAUAGAACCACCCCUCCCACCAGCAUAAUCGCAGACUAUGUCAUCAUAACAUCCACUGCAAAGGCAACCAAACGUAUUAAGUUCAGUCCUCCUCUGUCCAAUGAGAAGGAUUUUGCAUUAAGUAAUAUCUACUAUGCAAGUGCCACAAAAAUCUUACUGGGCUGCACUGAGAGUUUCUGGGAAAAGGAUGGUAUUGUUGGUGGGAAAAGCAUCACUGAUCGCCCCUCGCGUUAUAUCUAUUACCCAAGUCACAACUUCACCGGAGGAAGAGGAGUCCUCCUUGCAUCAUACACUUUGGCAGACGAGUCAUCGUUCUUCAUAUCCCUCAGUGAUGAAGAGUGCAUUGACAUUGUUUUUGAAGACUUGGCUGCCAUCCACUUGAGAUCAGAGAAGGAGCUCCGACGCCUUUGUCCUAAGACUGUGGUGAAGAGGUGGAGCCUGGAUCCAUAUUCCAUGGGUGCAUUCGCCCAUUUCAUCCCGUAUCAGUAUAGUUACUUGUUUGAGUACCUGGCUCAACCUGAAGGCAGAAUAUAUUUUGCUGGAGAACACACUUCAGCUCCCCAUGGUUGGAUCGACACAGCUAUUAAAACUGGCCUUAAGGCUGCAAGAGCUGUUCACAGAGAUGCCAACACAUUCCUUCACAGAUAAUUGAAUUGCAUACGUGUAUGAAUAUCAAUAUUUCUUGGUUCUGGAAAUAUACAUUUUAUGUCAAGCAGUGUACUUUAAAAAUAAAAAAUUAUUUUGGUGACAGUUUAAUAGUAUCACCAUUCUAUA
Molecule: messenger RNA, 1757 nt
Organism: Rana temporaria (common frog)
Lineage: Eukaryota; Metazoa; Chordata; Amphibia; Anura; Ranidae
Product: L-amino-acid oxidase-like
Exons: 7
Coding region: 78-1631 (517 amino acids)
Biological process (GO): amino acid catabolic process
Molecular function (GO): polyamine oxidase activity; L-amino-acid oxidase activity
Source: RefSeq, a predicted model, not a curated record